Messenger RNA from Halichondria panicea, 6232 nucleotides. RefSeq lists its product as uncharacterized. Bases 1691 to 2323 code for a protein of 210 amino acids. The record is from RefSeq and is a predicted model, not a curated record. NCBI's taxonomy places the organism in Eukaryota, Metazoa, Porifera, Demospongiae, Suberitida, Halichondriidae. The transcript is spliced from 11 exons.
GCACUCAAUCUAAUGGAAAUGAUUUUUGUGCAUGUGGUAUCAAGAGUUUAUAUGUACAACAAUGAUGAUCAGUGGGACCAUAGGUACACGAAAGAAAGGGAUAGGCAACACCCAGCACUUCCGUUGGAUAAGGCGAGUUGCUAAAAAGGGGCGUGUAAUGAGCAAAAAGGGGUGUGUGCACUCAAAAUGUCAGUAAAGAUAUUAAUAGUUUGUAGUAUUAUAGCAAACUGUGCUCUUGAGGAGACACCAGAUACACUUAGACAUAGGCUAUUAAUAUUUUAGAGCUACUAUAUGCAAAGUGAUGAGAAAGUGAGCUCCAAAGGGGGUGUCAUUACACUCUACAAACCAUAACAGGUCUGUUCCCAAGUCCUUCAAAUGCCAUCUCUUCGAUCACACAAUACAGAUAAAGAUACUUGUGUUCCACUUUCUAAUACCUAAACUGUGUCUUAGAGCACUUCAAACUAGAUUACCAUGUACAGUAAGAGCAGGAGAGGUACGCAAACUUUCUGGACUUUGGACAAACGUUUCAUGAUGCUGCUACUACUUCACUGCAUUGAGAGCUGGAAAAUAUGCUUUGUUCCAUGCAGUUAUAAACACACUUUAAUUCUGUGAAACGUACAUGUUAUAAAAUUAUUUCAUAUUGGAGAUAUAGGUACAUAAACUGACAAAUCGGUGUUUUUUCACACAAAUCAAGCUGAAUAAAAGAAAGCUCGGCACUAACAUAGCAACUGUAGCUAUCAGUAGUGCUGGGUGUAUGUGUGAAUGAUGCCUGAUUGCUUUGAAUUUCUCUUUUAGGCCCCCUACGAGAAAAAUAAGCAGAUAUAGGGAUCAUUGUGUACUUUCUUGAGCACAACUCGCCUCCAACCGGAGGGUGUGACGUCACACACUGCAUUUACCUAGCAUCACGUGAGGCGUUGCCUAUCCCUUUCUUUUGUGUAUCUAUGGUGGGACCAGGAAUUAAACAACGAUACAAAAACAGGAUGCAUCCUAAUGACUGAUGGUGACAUUGUCCACGUCACAUUUUCCCCACCGCCGCGGUGUCCAACUGCGCAUGCACAAAAUAAUCAGUAGUACUGCUGGAUUUUGAAUGGCUAUUAAUGUCGACUACUCUACCAAGAAUACCUAAACUGCAACCUGAUCUGGUGGUUGCAACUCCAAAUGAUGGUGCAUGGAAAUCAGCAACUGGUUUUGGGAAUAAAUAUUACUGCUUUAUGAAGGCCAAGGACCCACUCUAUUACAACAGUCUCGCUGACAAGCAUACUACCAAGUAUGUCGAGAAACCUGCUGUUAAGAAACACCUCCACACAAUGGGUCUCACUGCUGUCGAUGGAACGGUCUAUCCCACGAGAGAAGAGCAAUUUGAAGCCAACCGAAUCAACCGUCUCUAUGAGGAACGUCAAGAUAUGCUUUGCAAGCUCGUCAUGCGUGAGCAGUCCCAUCUUUGCCACCUUAGGAGAUCAGCGCGAGCCGGAGAACUGAUGUUCACCAAGAACGGUGUGUUUGAGACCAACCCCUGUGACGACUGUCAUAUCUAUCACAAGGUGACCUCUUAUCUACAUGCCCAUCCUCCUCUCUGGGGAGAAGACAAAAGAAGGAACGAGAAGCCAAGCGUCUUCUCACCCGGAGACAAAGAAACUGUGUAUCCGCCCGAACCUCCUGUUUGAAAAGUGCCUAUGUUCACACACAGAGGAUGGACCGUGUUAUCACCCAGACAGCCAAGAGAGAGCCUCCAAAUUGGUCGACUUACAUAUCUCGCAGGAAUAUUCCUGAGAUGGGUGUCCACACAUCUGAACCAGAUUUUUCUGUGAAUGAGUCUAGCUCUUGUGUAUCGCGAUACACAAGCAGCAACAUAUGGUCUGAGUCCUCAACUGACACACUCCUUCGUGAGAUGUCGUACUCUGAUCUCGACUUUGACUCUGGUCUAGAGCUCAUCCACCGUUUGUCAUUAGAAAACAGAGAACUUGACAACAAGCUUUGUGAACAAAUGCUCAGACUUGAGAAGGAUGCACUCGAGGAGAUCUGGCAAAAGCUGACUGAAAAAUACACCAAGGAUUUCCAGGAUGUUGAAAGACUCAAGGCGGCCGAAGUAACAACGUGUGAAUUUAAUGAUCGAAAUAAAGUUGACAAGUGCAAAGUAGAAUACAACAGAGAACUGAAGCGCAAGACAUCACUGGAGGCCAUUCUCAAUGUUCUAGAUAAUGAGCAGAAUAAAGUGGAUGCUGCUAUGAUGAAGCAGAAAGCUGCUGAUAAGCUUAGAAAUGAGCAGUGCAAUAUAGAUGAGCUCGUUGCUGAGCAGAUCAAGCUCACAAUUAAGGGUGUUUGAAGAAGAGCUUGAAGAACAGAAAGGAGUGCUCAUUUCUACCAACAAUAAAGCCAGGGGGAAGGCAGAUGGAACUGGUUGGGAAGCAAGAUGAUGAUCAGAUCACAAGCUACAGACUGAUCAGCCAUGUUGUUCGGCAGGUACAUUCUUCGGGAGUGCUAUCAAGGCAGAGCAGACAUGAAUCUCCUCAGAUUUGGUAGCAACAAUUUUGUUCCUAUGAGUCCAACUGAGAAAGAUGUCAUACAACUGUUCAGACUCUGCAGCAAAUCAAAUCGGACAUGAACUGUAUGUUUCCUCAAAUCGAGAACAUUCUUAAGAAAAGAAUUCCAGGCGACUCUUCACUACAUACAAAUUUUCCAAACUGGAAAUCCCAAGUGCCUAAGUAUGGCAGUUCCCCAAGAAGAGCUGUGCUCCACUCACGAUGAAACUGAAAGCUCUUGCACAGCCCAAGCUUCCAAGUAUGACUCAGCUAGUACUCUGGGAAUUCUGAGCACAAUAUGGUCAACAAUUCAAAAAGCCGAGGGUCCAUCCUCUGACAAGGAUGGAACCUCCGAGCCUGGAUAUACAUCUACUAAAAGCAACGAGGAGACCAUUGUGACGCUUUCACCAGCAACAGCAUCAGUGAAAAAAUUUCCUCUCUCAAUUCAGGAGAGGAAGAGUUCACACAGACCUCUAUUCCCAGAAUACCAACCCCUCCAGCUUAUUCCAGACCAGCAAGGAUACACUGUAAUAUAGGAGUGAUCUCUUGUCAGUCAUCUUUGCGACAAAUCAAAGAAAAUUCAGCGUCUGACUUUAAUAAUGAGUUUGUCAGCCCCUUAGCUGUUCACUCUCAGGGAGUAUUUCCGUACCGCUCACAGAGAACACAUCUUGGUAUCAAAAACAAUAUGGAAAUAACUCCUGCGGAUCGAAAGCAGUUCUAUGAGGAGAGACUGAUACAUUCGAGAGAUGAACUGAUCAAGCAGGAUGAAAGGAUCAGAAAUAGUAUGGAAGAACUUGUCCCACCAAAGAGAACACUGUUAGAGUUCUAUACUGCAGAGGGCGAGGGCAACCCAAUGCCUGCUCCCACCCCAGAGGUGACUCCCAUGGUCAGUGAGACGUGUAUGCAAUUAGAGACAACAGCAUUAACUGAGGAAUCCAUUGGUAUCCCGAGAACAGAUGCUGAAAAACCUGAUGAGGUAAAAAUGUUGCCGCUUUAGACAUUUUUAUGAUAACAGAAGAGUGACAAGCCACUCAUGGACAAGUACUUAGACAAUGCCUCAACAUACACGUCCUCAGCAAAAUCUUUAACAUUAUCAGUAAUCAAUGCUUCAAUUUCCAAGCUCAACACAAAAGCCCAGAGUACAAGCCAGCCUGAAAUUCCCUUGGCUAAUAUCAAAAUGGAGCCAGAAACAGUGGCCCUUUUGCACACAGAGGAAGCUAACGUUCCCAAAAUUGGCAGUGCUUCCUCCACCAUAAUUUUAUCCUCCAAAAAAGGAUCAAAAGCAUCGUUGAAUGAAACUUUGGGCACUGAAAAAUUCAGCAGCAUGCAGAAAACAGCCAGUUCUGCUCCCACCAAGAAAAGUUCAUGUUCAUCGGCAGCGUCUCUGUGACUGCCAGCAUCCCAAAAACUGCCAGUGUUGCCUCCACCAAAUCAUCCACAAAAGCAUCGCUAAAUGAAACGGUGACCACUGAAAAGGUUAGCGUUCCAAGUGCUUCUAUAGUGCAAAAGAAGAAGUCCACAGCAAGCAUCGCACCACCAUCAGAAGUGUCUGUGGAGUCUUACAUGGAGCCACUCUCCUCCAAGAACAAGAAGACACUAAAAGAAGCUCCAGUAACUAUUAAAUCUCCAACUGAAAGCAUGAAAUCAUUGGGGCCACUCAUCUUUCUUUGAAAUCCCUUUUAGAUCUACUGCCGUCUAAAUUGCAUGUUCUCUUCACAGUUUGCCAAAAUGUCAAGGAGUGGUUCUAAAAGCAACAACGAUGUAACAAAGUAUUUGCUUUUGGGUUCAACGUCUUCGAUUCACUCAAGCUAGAACCCCAACUGAAUGUGCCUGAGUUUAUAUUUUGAACUAUGGGACUACUCUUUUGUAGCUAUGAUAUACAGUCUCUCUAAGUUAUCGUAACUGGAAGAAAAUUUAACAGUACUGUAGAGUGCACAAAAAACUCAGUGAACGAGUGUUGCAAGCGUGCGCUUGCUAAUGCCUCUCGCCAUGUUAUGCUUUCGCUCUAGUGUUAUAGUAGUUUCUAUAAUGAAUUUUACAUUAAAGUUAGCUUAUCUAUAAACUCACUGAGAAGAAAAUACUUAUUUACAUGCAUCUAUUGUUGUUAUCUAUUGUAUUAUGUGGCUUACCAGGACCGCAAGAAAGAAGAAAAUUGAUUCAUCUGUAUGGCCAUGAGCUGAAUCUCCCCUCGCUUCCAGAGAUGGUGUUCCCAGAGAGUCGGCUAGAGUUAGAGCACGAGUGUGGUUGUGUGCUCAGCUUCAUCACCCUGGAUGCCCUCAAGCUCAUCAACUCUACAGAGGAGCCACUCAAAGUGGCAGCUGCUGAAGACUGGGUCAAAACAAGGUGACAUCUGCUAGCAAUUACAAACUUUUUGCUUGUCAUGAUUAUUGUCUGCAUUAUUUGGGAUGUGUAAACUUAGUAUGGUACUGAAGUCAUUGCUGUGCCUGUUCAGCCCUGUUGCAAAGAUUUUACAAACCCUGUCAAGGCCCUGAAACAAUGGCAGACUUAAAGCUAAUUAACGUUUUGACAACGUGAUAUACAGAAUGAUAAUUGCCAUGUCUGCUUUUUAUAGAGGUACCGGUGUAGAAGCGAUAUGGGCCCCCCCCUUAUUUUGGGGCCCCCGGCCCUAAAACGCUAGCGAUUUGGGGUGUUAGGGGGGGGCCUAUUGCGCUAGUGAUAUGGGCCCCCCAUAGUGAUUUAGGGCCCCCCUCGAGAUAGCAACGCAAUGUUCUACCAUGUACCAGGAGAGAAAGGUGCCUCAUCGAUGAGCAAGCUGCCAGGUGCAACCUCUGAAGGUGGCUUUCAGUUCUACCUAUUGAUGACCACGGUUUCAGAGAUGCACCCUGUAUUUGUUAUGGCUGGCCACUGCCAUCAACCCCAACUAAGUGCAACUGUGGCUCAGCCUUCUCAGCAAACCAUGCGCAAUGAUUUUUACCAAAGGGCGACUUCCCAACUAGAAGGCAUAACGAGCUACGUGACCUGACUGCUUCACUUCUCACCAAAGUCUGCCACAAUGUUGCCACAGAACAUGAGAACCCCGACUACAACCACUAAGCGAGAAUCUUUAUCCCACCGCUCAGCCAUUUAACCACUGACAAUGCCCGCUUAGACAUCCGUGCAAGAGGUUCUGGUUUGCUGUUCAAAACGCAUAUUUUGAUAUACCCGAAUGCACCCAGCAACAGCUCCAGAACCAUCAAAGCUGCCUACAAGAAACAUGAGGUACAAGAAACAUGAGGACAAAAAUAAACGGGCUUACGGCCAACGCGUCAGAGACAUUGAGCAAGGAGUUUUCACCCCCUCGUCGACGUCUUCUAUAAACCACAGGUGGACUGGGGCAAGAGGCCGCCACCUUCUACAAAAGACUAGCAGACAUGCUCGCCUGGAAAUAAGGAAAAAACUAUACUCAGUAGUAAUCAGUUGGCUAAGGUGCAAGCUAUCCUUCGCUGCCGUCCGAUCUUCAAUUAUGUGCAUCCGUGGAACAAGAUCAUCAAAUCAUGGACCCCUAUAUACGGAACAAGAUCAUCAAAAUAAUCAUGGACCCCUACGGAACAAGAUCAUCAAAUCAUGGACCCCUACGUGAUGCUACAUCACUCUUCCUACAAGAGGGCCUGAUCCCUCAAAUUUAAUUAACUGUCACUAUAAACUGCUUUCAAUAAACCAUUAUAAUUAUAUGUACACGUAUACAUGCUUCUUCUUAUUAACUACUCCUGGUU